Salvia miltiorrhiza (redroot sage) is the source of this 1946-nucleotide messenger RNA. Its product is annotated as protein DETOXIFICATION 27-like. Gene Ontology annotation, cellular component: membrane. Gene Ontology annotation, molecular function: antiporter activity; xenobiotic transmembrane transporter activity. The coding region runs from base 127 to 1578 and encodes 483 amino acids. The transcript is spliced from 7 exons. Gene Ontology annotation, biological process: xenobiotic detoxification by transmembrane export across the plasma membrane. The record is from RefSeq and is a predicted model, not a curated record. Lineage: Eukaryota; Viridiplantae; Streptophyta; Magnoliopsida; Lamiales; Lamiaceae.
UACCCAUACAACAAUAUGGCAUAAAAGGAACCUUAAAAGUGAUAGUAAUACUCUGUUUAUAUUUUUGUAACACACGUGCAAGUUGAGAUUUGAAAUGAUCGUGAACGCAAUCGCAAGAAGAAGCCGAUGGUGAAGCAACCCUUGCUACCCUCAACCUCCGGCGACGAAAGACGCCGCCCCCGGUCGCCUGGAUGUGUGGAGUUGAAGAAGCUAUGGCAAAUAGCAGCUCCCUCAAUCUUUUGUCGGCUCGCUAUGUUUUCUCUCACUAUUAUUACCCAAUCUCUCGCCGGCCACCUCGGCCAAAAUCAGCUCGCCGCCAUCUCCAUUGUCACCACCGUCAUCAUCUCCAUCACCUUUGGCUUCUUGCUAGGAAUGGCUAGUGUGCUUGAAAUGCUGUGUGGACAAGCCUAUGGAGGAAAGCAAUACUACCUGUUGGGUAUAUAUUUGCAACGCUCGUGGGUGGUAUUAUUUCUGAGCUCGAUUGCUCUUCUACCUCUGUUUAUUUUUCUCGAACCAAUACUGAAGCUCGUGGGGCAGCCGGAGUUAUUAGCGGAGCUGGCAGGUCAGGUGGCAUUAUGGCUGAUUCCUAUGCACUUGAGCUUUGUGUUCCAGUUCACUUUGACGAGGUUCUUGCAGUGCCAGUUGAAGACUUCUGUUGUUGCUUGGGUGUGUGGUGCGGUGCUUGUUAUUCAUGUGUUAAUAAGUUGGGUUUUCGUUUAUAAUAUGAGGGUUGGCAUUGUGGGAAUAGCCCUCACUCUCGAUUUCUCAUGGUGGAUGUCUGUCGUGGGGAUGUUUAUCUAUAGUGUCUGUGGUUGGUGCCCUAAUUCUUGGACUGGUUUCUCUACGGAGGCUUUCACCGACCUCUGGGACUUCUUUAAACUGUCUCUAGCUUCUGGUGUCAUGCUCGCGUUGGAGAAUUUUUACUUUAGGAUGUUGGUACUGGUCUCGAGCAUUAAAGGUGCAGAGGUUGCUGUUGAUGCCUUGUCCAUAUGCAUUAGCUUCUACGGUUGGGAGUCCAUGAUACCGAUGGGACUAUAUGCAGCAACCGGGAUCCGUGUAGCAUGUGAAAUUGGAGCUGGAAACGAGAACUCCGCAAAGCUUGCUGCUAAAGUUUCUGUCUUCAACUCUCUAAUGAUCGGUUUCCUAUUCUUUGUAAUAAUCAUUGCCUUCCCGGAAAAGAUUGCAAUGAUCUUCGUAUCUAGCUCCUCCGUAAUCUCAAUGGUCGAGGAACUAGCCUUGUUAUUGGCAAUAACCAUUCUCUUCAACUGCAUUCAACCGAUUCUUUCAGGCGUAGCUGUUGGAUGUGGUUGGCAAGUCUGGGUUGCCUACGUUAACAUCGGGAGCUACUACAUCAUCGGAGUGCCUCUCGGGAUCUUCUUGGGAUGGUAUCUUCAUUUUGGCUUAGAGGGCAUAUGGGCCGGGAUGAUCUGUGGGACGAUUAUUCAGACGUUGAUACUGUCCAUUAUCAUGGUUAGGCGUCCUUGGGAAAGGAGGCGAAACUCCAUCAUCGUAUCAACUCCUCCGUCCCUUGCUAAAAGGCAAAGACCACCACCGGAUCUCAUGAAUGAUGCCCAGUAAACUCUGAGAAUUCUGGCCAAAAUCUUUUAUUCAACACCCCCCCAAAAAAAUGGUCACCAGAGAGCUGAUGUGGCAUGGCUCAUCGAAGCCGGUAUGGGGGCAUAGCCAAAGUGCAACUGUUCAAAUGUCGUGUUAAAAAAUUGUACAUGUAAGUAUAAAGGCAUGGGAGCUCAUGGUGGUAGAAAGAACUGUCUUUGGUUAUUGGUUGUAUUUUGUUAUUUUGGAGAGUUUAUUGAUAGAUAUCUCGCUCUGUAUCUAUUAAGCUGCACAUGAACUUGUAUUACACUGUCAAUUGAUAGUGAUUUUUUACUCUUCAGCCACACAGAUAAUUACUGAAUUUGUAAUUGAAGGUAAAUCAUCGGAGCCAA